Molecule: messenger RNA, 1860 nt
Organism: Acaulospora colombiana
Lineage: Eukaryota; Fungi; Glomeromycota; Glomeromycetes; Diversisporales; Acaulosporaceae
Source: the annotation of a GenBank genome assembly
AUGGCAUCAAUACAUACCUUGUAUAAAGAAUCUACUGAUACCAAAAAUUUUCAAGGGCGUGGAUAUAAAUUAAAUAGUACUAGAGAACGUGAGCUUGAAUCUCAAUGUAAUGAGUUACUUCUUGAAACAGAAUUUUUUGCUAAUAAAUGUUCCGAAUUUAGAAAUGCUAAAGCUCUUGCAGAAGCACGAUCUGAUGUCAAGUCAAAAUCCCUCCCGCAAAACGAAGUGGUGCUAACGAAAGCAUCAAAACGGAAUUUACGAAGGAAGGAGCAACGACGUAUAAAGAAGGCAAGGCUUCAGGGACCAGUUAACCAAUCAAUUGACGAAAAACCCACACCCGAUUCCGACGAUGAGCAAGACACCACACCCAACGACGACCAAGACGACCGAGACAAACGACUGAAUAUAUUCUAUGACGAAAAAAAACACAAAACCCAAUUGGAGACGCGUCUAUCUACAGAAGAUCAAUCGCGAGAAUAUAUUCGUUCCCUAUGGAUAUCCGAGGAUUUCUUAGCUACCGAUCUUAAAUCUACCAAUAUCUAUCAACCUACCAAUAUUAUAUCACCCAAAUUUACAUUUCUGGAGAAGUUCCUCGAGAAGAGAUCGCAAAGACAGAUUGUUAGAAAGUUAGUUAAUCAAAGCCUGCUCACUCCGGAUACUGUAAAGCAUAACACUUAUACACUUAAUUUUGGCGCACUUUCUAUCUCCCAGUUGGAUAUACUUUCAGAUGCUAUUUACGGCGAACUAUAUAAAAAUGGUGUUAGCGAAAAAUCUUUACUACCUCAAAGUAGUCAAUCGAUAUCAACCACCUUCGUAAUACCUGUGGAUUUUAUGCAUCUUCUGGAGACAGAAAUUUUUGGUAAUAACAAUUCUGCCGAUUCUACGUCCACGAUUUUUGGCGAUGCCAGCUCUGCCGAUUUAGAGCGAAAAAAAAUAUGGGGAGACUUCGCACUUAAGCAUGGAUAUGAAUACGAAGAAGCUCAAAAUAAACCACUAGAAGAUCAUAAUAUUCGUGAAGUAUUUCAACAGAAUCCGAAGGAUAAACUCUACAUAGCACAUGAAACAACAAAAAAGGUCGCGCACGGCAUCGAUCUUGAAUGUUAUCUCCACAUCUUUAAUCCGAGAUGCUUCAAGAAUGCUUUUGGGGAAACUGUCGUGGACUUCUUCGAUCUCGCCAAUCCUCUAGUUGCAAAAAAUGCACAAAUUGUAAUUAACCAUUAUUAUAAUCACACCCUUAAUCACCCCUCCCAUCAGUCUAAACAAUUCGCCAAAAAUAUGAUAGAACAUUUUUGUGGGUUUACCGAUAGUAAUAACGUGCCUUACACUACUGCCAAUACUGCCUCUAGUCAUUUCCGAGAACAUCUCACCUCCAAGAUGAAGAAUCUCAACCUCGGGCCAAACGUUCCUAAAUCAUUCGGUGCUUUUCCUACCGUUGGUAUCAACUAUAACACGAUCUCCCAGUUUCAUAGGGACCUAAAAGAUCAUCGAAAUACACUCUGCGUCGUUUGUCCCCUCGGUAUAUUCGAAGGAGGAGAAUUAACUUUUCCCGAAUUAAAAUUGUCUAUUCAUGCUAAGGAAGGUCAUGGAAUAGCUUUUCGAUCUAACCUUUUAAUUCACGGAAACCUUCCGAUAAUCACAGGGACCCGACAUAGUGUCUUAGAUAUGAAUCGUGGUGAUGACUCACGGAGUGGGGAUACUAACGCAUCUAAAGACGAGUCACCACCAAAAUACUCUCCUCCCAAGUUAUGCCCCGAAAAUUAUCAGAUAAAAUUGAAAAAUUCGAGGCGAGAUAACCUGGAUCUCGAACCCCCAAGAAAUGGCCAACCGGCUCAAUACAAAAAAUUGGCAAACCCGAAAUGA